AUGUCCAGCCUUCAAAGGCUACUAGUAUAUCAUACCUUCACCCUGGAAGGGAAAUAUCGCGCACUCUGUCUAAAUGGAUCACAAAUAUCACCAAGAAUGGCGUCAGACAUGGAACAUGCCGUAUUUGCACCUACGUCCCCUUUUCAUUCACAUUUCGUACUCUGUACAGCAAACUUGCCCCCCAGCUACUCUAGUGUCCGGCGGAAUAUGAGGGAGCGAAAUUAUAGGGCCAAGCAUGUCAAAACGUGCAAUAUCUGCCUUCUCGCAGGCCUCAAUGGAAAUUUUCAAGGGAGCUUAAAUGUAUUGCUGAGUGCUGUCCAUUUGGGUGACAAGUAUCCCGUCGCUCAGGCUUGUCUUUGA
Blastomyces gilchristii SLH14081 is the source of this 360-nucleotide messenger RNA. RefSeq lists its product as uncharacterized. Bases 1 to 360 code for a protein of 119 amino acids. The transcript has a single exon. NCBI's taxonomy places the organism in Eukaryota, Fungi, Ascomycota, Eurotiomycetes, Onygenales, Ajellomycetaceae. The record is from RefSeq and is a predicted model, not a curated record.